GGCCCCGCCCACGGAAGAGGCCGAGCAGCCCAGCUAAACAAUGGCUGCCUGGGGUGCGCAUGCGCCAAGCCGCGCGCCCCUUCAAAACUCCGCGUCCUCCCACAGAGCGAUGGCCGCUUCUGAGGGUCUGUCCUCGUAGUUCGGAGGAAGGCAGGCAGGAAAGAUGCCGCAAAGGCCCGGAGAAGAGGAGGAGGAACAGCGGCGGCUGCGCUCCCUGAAUAGCCGGGAGCCCUGCCAGGUCAUUUUCUGUAACAGGACUCCGCGGGUGGUGAGCCCCGUCUGGCUGGACUUCGAGGGCGUGCCGCGGCCUUACCCCAGCCUCAAGCCUGGCACCGGGCGGAGGAUGCACAGCUACCUGGAACACCUUUGGUUGUUCAGAGAUGCUGGGACCGAUGAUAGUCUCCUGGUAAACCAGACAGAACUGUUUGUGGCAUCUCACAAUGCGAACGGGCAGCCCAUAUUUGCAAAUAUUACACUACCAGUGUUCACUUUGAAAGAAAGAUGUCUUCAAGUUGUUCGCACUUUAGUAAAGCCAGUUGACUACCGGAAAUUGGACAUUGUUCGGUCCCUGUAUGAAGAUCUCGAGGACCAUCCAGACAUUGGGAAGGAUCUUCGGCGGCUUUCUUUGGAGAGGUUAAGGAACGAAGACCCUGAUAGAAAUGAAGAGUUAUGGAGACCCAGAUAAAAAAAGUGAAGAGGGACUGAGAUCAUGAUAGAAAUGAAGAAUAUCUGAAAAAGUUACUUUUGCUAAUAAACUGAGGCACACAAAAAGGAUUAGCUGUGCUUUACGAACUGAAUGUGACCCUUUUGUUGCGGUAUGGGACAUUCUCUGAGGACACUUAUAGGCACAUGACAGUGAAAUGAGAGGCAGCCAUGAUGGUUGAAUAUACUUGGCUAAAUCUGCGUAAACCUUGGUCCAAGUAUUAUUUUUUUCUUCAAGUUGUACACUUGACAAAGGUGUUUUCAUAUGGCUCCUCCCUUAUUUAAUCAUCUUGUUAUAGUUGGUUAUGAAACACCUUUUCUUAGUUGAGCAAGUUAAAUCUCAUACAGAAGGAUAAGUUAAUCUUAAUUGUAACUUGAUAUGUAAUUAUUAAGUAUGAGAAGUUACUGCUGGGUGGAUUUGCUGGGUAGUUGUUUUUUUUACAAGUCCUGUUUCAGAUUGUGCUUUCAGUGCAUAGAAGCUGUAUUCUUCUAUACUUAUCUUUGGUUUACUGUAAAAAUAGUAUAGUGGAAACAAAGUUGUAAGUUAUAUUUACUUUUGGAGGACCAUUCUGAGACUCUUGACACAAAACAAGAACCUUAUAAGCCUAUUGCACAGAUAAGUUACUAAACCUGGUCGCAAGUUUCUUUUGAAUUAUAGAAGUAAAUUGAAGAAAUAUGAAUAUAAUAGCCUAAUUUUAGAUGCACCAAGUAUGCAUGAAUCUCUGGUCACAAUGUGAAAAUUGCAAAAGUCUCCUUGCCUUUCCUAACCUCUCCUCAACUCUGUACAUUCCUCUACACAUUCCUGAGGCAUUACAAACCUGGUUAGUGAAAUAUAUUUGCUUUGUUUAUAGAAGCAUUACAAUUGAACUAUUGUCCUAUUUUUCAGUAUCUUAUGUCUGCAACUAUUGUGUUUUGUAUGACUGCAAUUAUCAAAUCAUUAUAUAUAUAUAAUCUUUAACAUUCGAUUUUGUACACUUAAUUCCAACUAAAAAUGCAUCUUGAAGAGGAACCUGUGAAAUGGAAUUGCUAGCAACAUCAUUGUGUACUUUAUUUGUUGAAAUGAAUGUUUCCUUCUGUAAAGUUACUGGUUUGUGAUGGUGUAUAUAUACUGACUCUGCUCUGUAAAGUUGUUUUUUUAAAACACA
This is a messenger RNA of Anolis sagrei ordinatus, 1847 nucleotides long. It is a transcript of the gene VHL, whose product is annotated as von Hippel-Lindau tumor suppressor. The record is from RefSeq and is a predicted model, not a curated record. NCBI's taxonomy places the organism in Eukaryota, Metazoa, Chordata, Lepidosauria, Squamata, Anolidae.